Benincasa hispida (wax gourd) is the source of this 3445-nucleotide messenger RNA. RefSeq names its product receptor-like protein 6. The record is from RefSeq and is a predicted model, not a curated record. Lineage: Eukaryota; Viridiplantae; Streptophyta; Magnoliopsida; Cucurbitales; Cucurbitaceae. Gene Ontology annotation, molecular function: protein binding.
CUUGCCUUUACAAAUCCAAAAACUUCAGAACUUUCCCUUAUAUACCAACAACAAGAUGGAAGAUAUCAAUUACCAUUACACCACCAUGAAAAUGAACCCAUCAUUUUGCUCUCUGAUUUUCUUGCUAUCCAUCAUCUUCUCUUCAACUCAUUGCUCACCAGCAGCUUCAUGCCAAACUUCAGAAAGGUCUGCCCUGUUACAGUUCAAGAACACCUUCAUUGCUGAUUCAUCUUGCUCAGAUUCUCUUCCAAUGGUUGCUUCUUGGGGAGUUGACGGUGAAACAGAUGAUUGCUGUUCAUGGGUCGGCGUCGAAUGCAGCAACCAGACCGGAAAUGUCGUCGGGAUCAACCUUGCCGGCGGAUGUCUCUAUGGUUCCAUUGACUCUAACAGCAGCCUCUUUAGACUUGUUCAUCUUCAAACACUUGUUCUUUCUGACAACAACUUCAGUUUCUCCCAAAUCCCUUCAGGUAUUGGACAACUUUCUGAUUUGAGGCAUUUGGAUCUUGGUAAUUCUGGGUUUUCUGGACAAAUUCCUUUAGCAAUUUCGAGGUUAUCUAAGUUAGAGACUCUUCGUCUUAGUAGUGUUAAUUUAUCUUCUGCUGUUCCAGAUUUUCUUGCAAAUAUGUCUUCUCUGAUGUCUCUGAGCUUAGGAAGUUGUGGGUUGACUGGAAUUUUUCCUCAGAAAAUCUUUCACUUACCAAAUUUGCAACAACUUGUUCUUCCAUACAAUCCAAAUCUCUCUGGUACUUUCCCUGAGUUUAACUUUAACAGUUCUAUUCAGAGGAUAUGGCUUGAACAAAGUGCAUUUCAUGGUGAAAUACCUUCUUCCAUUGAAAAUCUUAAGUCCUUGACUUCUUUAAAGUUAGGAGACUGUAGUUUUUCUGGGAUAGUUCCUGCUUCACUUGGUAAUAUUACUGGACUACAGGAGUUGGAACUUCAUUCAAACAACUUUACUGGUCGAAUCCCUUCGUCAUUUGAACGCCUAACCGAGCUGAAUCGUUUAUUUCUUAGCUAUAAUGAGUUUAGUUAUGCAACUUUGUCUUGGGUUGGUAAGCAGAACAAGCUUGUUUUCUUGGGUCUUUCUGGGAUUGGUUUAAGUGGUACCCUUAUGCCUUCUCUUGGAAAUUUGACCAACAUUGUUCAGCUACUUUUGGGUGAAAAUCGAUUAACUGGUGAGAUUCCAUCUUGGAUAGGAAAUUUUGCACAGUUAACUGAUCUUCAUUUGUAUGGAAACAAAUUGAAUGGUUCAAUUCCAAAGUCUUUUUCUCAACUUACCAAACUGAAGCACCUUUAUCUUCAGUAUAAUCACUUGAAUGGAAUUGUGGAAUUAAGCAUGUUUUUGAAACUUGAGAACCUUACUGAACUUCACUUAACUGCCAAUGAUUUAACGGUUCUUGACGAUCAAGUCAGUAGUCGAAAUGUAACUCUUCCAAAGUUCAAUCUUUUAGGACUUGGGUCCUGCAAUUUAACUCAGAUUCCAACAUUUCUUGAAAAUCAGAAUGAGUUAGAGGUGUUAGAACUUGGACAGAACAAUAUUCAAGGCCAAAUACCCACAUGGAUGUGGAGCAUGAGCAGAGAAAGUUUGAAGGUUUUGAACUUGAGUCACAAUGCCCUAACCGGCGUAGAAGAACCUCGAAAUGCUUUUCCCUGGGUUAAUCUUUAUGUCUUAGAUCUCUCUAAUAACAGGUUAAGAGAAUCGUUUCCAAUUCUACCAGCCAUAUGUAAACUAAGCUCACUUGUAGCCCUUGAUUUGUCAAGUAAUCUAAUGAGUGGUAUGCUUCCACCAUGUAUUGGAAAUUUCAGUUCUUUGGAUAUUAUGAAUUUCAGAGAGAACUUGCUUAAUGGAACUAUUCCUGAUAGCUUCAGAAAUGGGAGCAAACUAAGGUUCCUUGAUUUCAGUCAGAAUCAGUUGGAAGGUCAAGUACCAAGAUCCUUAGCCAAUUGCAAGAUUUUGGAGAUCAUUGACUUGAGUGACAAUCAGUUUACUGAUGUUUUUCCCUUUUGGAUUGGAACUCUUCCAAUGUUAAGACUUCUAAUACUUCGAUCGAAUCACUUCCAUGGACAAAUCGAAGAACCUGAGACCAAUAUGGAGUUCCCCAUGUUGCGAAUUGUCGAUUUCUCCUACAAUAACUUUUCGGGUAAUCUCCCUUUGAAGUACAUAACUAAUUCAAAAGGAAUGGAGAUUUUCAACACGACUGCAUCUACAUAUCGAAACACAUUUGUUACUUUCGCAUUCGACUAUGUUUGGGCUCUUGAAUUCUUCUACUCCACCACAAUAACCAUCAAAGGUUAUCAGAGAGACUACUCAAGGAUCCAAGAUGUUUUUACGAGUAUCGAUCUCUCGAGCAAUAGAUUUGAAGGCGAAAUACCAAAUCUUGUCGAGAAUCUAAAAGGUCUUCAAUCUCUCAACCUUUCCCACAACAUGCUUACUGGCCCCAUCCCACCAUUGAUGGGGAAUAUGGUUCGACUUGAAUCUUUGGACCUUUCACACAACCAACUCUCAGGACAGAUACCGCAACAACUCUCACGGCUUAAUUUCCUUGCAAUAUUUGACGUCUCUUACAACAACCUCUCCGGUCCAAUACCUCAAGGGAACCAAUUUAACAAUGUCGACAACAGUUCAUAUGUUGGGAACGUGGGAUUAUGUGGAGAUCCAUUGUCAAAGAGAUGUGGAGAUUCCAAGCCACCUUCGUCAGGCUCUGAUGAGGGAGAAGAUGAAGGAUCUGAUUUCCACAUUGGAUGGAGGACAGUGUUGAUUGGAUAUGGAUGUGGAAUGUUGGUUGGAAUGAUUGGGGGGAACUACAUACUUACAAGGAAGCAAGAUUGGUUUGCAAAGACCUUCAAAAUUUCAACACUCAAAAAGUGGGACGACUCAAGGUGAAGGAGAGACGGAAUUGGCAAGAUAAUUGAAGAACAGACUGCUGCUUUAUCCAACCUUUUUUUUCCCUGUUUACUCGCAUAAAGAUAUAGUAUUCUUGAUGUAACACAUAAAAUAGCAUAGGGAACUUUGGUUUAUUACACUUGUAGAAAUAGUACCAUAAUACAUCUGUACUACAUGUAUAUUUAAAAUAGGAUUUAUGAUUCAAUGACAUCUUAGGAGGCGUACCUCUACAUGUACAUCAAACUUUGACCGAGGUGAAGAAUAUGGUUGAUGAAAGAUCUACCUCUAAAGUUGUAUCACUUUUUACUUCAGAAAUUUCACCUUCAUCAAAUUGUAUCCAAAUUUAGAUAGUUGUUGUAAGGAAAAAACAAAGAGCAUUUUUAUGUUUAUUAUGAAUUAUAUGUGGCUAGUACAGGAUUGAUCAAACUUUCCAGAGUAGGAAUGCUCGUUGUUUUGCAUCUCCAUUUUUUUCCAUACCUUUGAAACACAUGGCCUUGAAAACUCAUGUCAUGUAACGGUAACAACGAAGUUCAAUGAGCAACCGGGGUUGACAUUUUGAAUGAA